This is a messenger RNA of Seriola dumerili (greater amberjack), 4611 nucleotides long. Its product is annotated as inactive phospholipase C-like protein 2. The coding region runs from base 233 to 3562 and encodes 1109 amino acids. Gene Ontology annotation, molecular function: phosphatidylinositol-4,5-bisphosphate phospholipase C activity. Gene Ontology annotation, biological process: lipid metabolic process; intracellular signal transduction. Lineage: Eukaryota; Metazoa; Chordata; Actinopteri; Carangiformes; Carangidae. The transcript is spliced from 6 exons. The record is from RefSeq and is a predicted model, not a curated record.
CAAUGCACGGAGCAAGCCCCUCUGUCUGUAGUAACCUGACAGAUAUGUGCACCGAGAGAUGAUAUGGCAGAAUUUCGGGCAAAUGUUACAACGAGGCAAUAGGCCAGUCAGGAAAUUGGAGUAAAGCUGACACAUAAGGCUUUGCUACCCAGCAGCUUUGCCAGCUUGUGUGUGUGUGUGAAAGAGAGAGAGUGUGUGAGUGUGUGUGAGUGUGUGUGUGCUCCAAGUGCCUAUGGCGGAGUUUGGGAAGGACGGAAGCCUUCCUCCAUUGAAUCUUGAGGAUACGGCCGUGCCCAGCGACGAGGCAGCUGGCAAGACGCAUUGCGAAGUGUCGGUCUUGAAUGGAGACUGUGGGAUAUCAGAAAAUAUGGUCGGCUCAGGAUCCGUCGUCGCACCUGGCAGCCAAGCCGGGGUGGAAACCGCCAACACCUCUGUCGGAGUGGAUGGCAAAAAUGAAAUACCACGCAGGAGCAGCAUUAUCAAGGAUGGCUCAAGACAGCGUAAAGAAAGAAAGAAGACUGUAUCAUUCAGCAGCAUGCCCACUGAGAAGAAAAUCAGCAGUGCGAGUGACUGCAUCAGUGCCAUGGUGGACGGCACUGAGCUGAAGAAAGUGAGGUCCAAUUCGCGCAUUUACCACCGCUACUUUCUGCUCGAUGCCGACAUGCAGUCUUUGAGAUGGGAACCCUCAAAGAAGGAAUCAGAAAAGGCCAAAAUUGAUGUAAAAUCCAUCAAAGAGGUUCGGACAGGGAAAAACACAGACACUUUUAGAACAAAUGGAACCUAUGAUCAGAUAUCAGAGGACUGUGCUUUCUCAGUCAUCUUUGGGGAGAACUAUGAGUCCCUGGACUUGGUGGCAAACACUGCAGAUGUAGCCAACAUAUGGGUAACAGGGCUGAGGUACCUGAUCUCCUAUGGGAAACACACGUUAAAUAUGAUAGAGAGCAGUCAGAAUGACAUGCGCUCAUCGUGGCUAGGUGAACUUUUUGAUGAGGCAGACAGUAACAACAGCAAACAAAUAACAAUUUGUGCUGCCGUGCAGCUAGUCAAGAAGCUGAACCCAGGACUUAAAAAUGUGAAAAUAGAACUCAAGUUCAAGGAGCUUCACAAAGCUAAGGACAAAGCAGGUUCUGAUGUGACAAAAGACGAGUUCAUCGAGGUCUUUCAUGAUCUUUGCACCAGACCAGAAAUUUAUUUUCUCUUUGUUCAAUUCUCCAGCAACAAAGAAUUUCUGGAUACCAAGGACUUAAUGAUAUUUCUGGAGGCGGAGCAGGGUAUGGCACAAGUAAGUGAAGACACCAGCUUAGAGGUCAUUCAGAAAUAUGAACCGUCUAAAGAGGGCCAACUCAAGGGCUGGCUUUCUCUCGAUGGCUUCACCAACUAUCUUAUGUCACCAGAAUGCCACAUAUUUGACCCAGAACACAAAAGAGUAUGCCAAGACAUGAAUCAGCCCUUGUCCCACUAUUACAUCAAUGCAUCCCACAAUACAUACCUGAUAGAGGAUCAGUUCAGAGGUCCCUCAGAUGUGACAGGGUAUAUCCGUGCUCUCAAGAUGGGCUGCCGCAGCGUAGAGCUAGAUGUGUGGGAUGGACCUGAUAACGAACCUGUUAUUUACACUGGCCACACAAUGACGUCACAGAUAGUUUUCCGCAGCGUCAUUGAUGUCAUCAACAAGUACGCCUUUGUUGCAUCUGAGUUUCCACUGAUAGUGUGUUUAGAAAACCAUUGCUCCUUAAAGCAGCAGAGAGUCAUGUUUCAGCACCUGAAGAAGAUCCUUGGAGACAAGAUUCACCUAGAUAUUCCUAAACCUGAGGACUGCUACCUCCCCUCCCCCUCUGAGCUGAAGGGAAAGAUCCUGCUGAAGGGUAAGAAACUGAGCACGAACUGCACAGCUUCAGAAGGUGAGGUGACAGACGAGGACGAGGGGGCAGAGAUGUCUCAAAGGAUGAGUAUUGAGUCUGCGGAACAACAGACUAUCGCACCCAAGAAAUUCCAGCUGUCAAAGGACCUCUCUGACCUGGUGACCUUGUGUAAGUCUGUGGAGUUCAGAGACUUCCCAACGUCUUUCCAGAGCCAAAAGCACUGGGAGCUCUGCUCUUUCAACGAGGUCUUUGCCAGUCGCUGUGCCAGUGACUUCCCAGGCGACUUUGUUAACUAUAACAAGAAGUACCUGGCACGGGUUUACCCCAGCCCCAUGCGGAUUGACUCCAGCAAUAUGAAUCCACAAGACUUCUGGAAGUGUGGUUGCCAGAUUGUAGCAAUGAACUACCAGACUCCAGGCCUGAUGAUGGAUCUAAACAUUGGCUGGUUCCGUCAGAAUGGGAACUGUGGCUAUGUGCUGCGUCCAGCCAUCAUGAGGGAGCAGGUUUCGUAUUUUAGUGCCAACACUAAAGAUUCAGUUCCUGGUGUUUCUCCACAACUCCUACACAUCAAGAUCAUCAGUGGACAAAACUUCCCCAAACCCAAAGGCUCAGGUGCCAAAGGAGACGUAGUAGACCCCUAUGUGUAUGUGGAAAUACACGGCAUUCCUGCCGAUUGCGCCGAACAAAGGACUAAGACAGUCAACCAGAACGGGGAUAACCCUCUGUUUGAUGAGAGCUUUGAGUUUCAGAUAAAUCUCCCAGAGCUUGCAAUGGUGCGCUUUGUGGUGCUAGAUGACGACUACAUUGGGGAUGAAUUUAUUGGCCAGUAUACAAUCCCCUUUGAGUGUCUCCAACCGGGUUUCCGCCAUAUACCGCUACAGUCUCUGACAGGGGAAGUUCUGCCACACACCUUGCUGUUUGUUCACGUGGCCAUAACCAAUCGAAGAGGAGGCGGCAAGCCACACAAAAGGGGACUGUCUGUACGAAAGGGCAAGAGGAGUCGAGAGUAUGCCAGCAUGAGAGUGCUAUUGAUCAAGGCUGUGGAUGAUGUCUUCAAAACAGCCAUGCUGCCACUGAGAGAGGCGACGGACCUCAGAGAAAACAUGCAGAAUGCCAUAGUGUCCUUUAAAGAGCUGUGCGGCCUUUCAGCGGUGGCUAACCUGAAGCAGUGCAUCUUGGCCCUUUCCCCUCGACUGACCGGACCCGACAACAGCCCCAUUCUGGUUUUCAACCUCUCUGACCAGUACCCCAACUUGGAGCCCCAAAGCCUGCUGCCAGAGGUCCUAAAGAAAGUCGUCACCACCUAUGACAUGGUGAUCCAGACCAGCAAGACUCUCCUGGAGAACUCUGAGGGGGUGUAUGAGAGAAUUCUUCAAACCCAGAAAGCAGCGAUGGAAUUUCACGAGAACCUCCACGACUUGGCCAUGAAGGAGGGGUUGAAGGGCAGGAAGUUGCACAAGGCAGUGGAGAGCUUCACGUGGAACAUCACCAUACUGAAGGGCCAGGCAGACUUAUUGAAGCACGCCAGGAGUGAAGUCCAGGAGAACCUCAAGCAGAUCCACUAUGCUGUGCUCACCUGUAACCUGAGUAAAGGCGGAGCAGCGGGCAGCUCCUCCGGCUCCGAGUCCAAGAGCAGACGCAGCCUCGAGGCCAUUCCCGAGAAGGCCACUGCUGAGGAGGAGCUCACUGACGAGGACAACUAAAGACCCACAGUCCUGCUCCGGUACUCUCCUGGCGCCCACGUUCAGACCUCUACUCUGUUCCUGCCUCCUGAGCUCAAAACCCAAAGCUCCCUCUCUCUUUACUCUGGCAUCAUCGCUCUACACACACACACCAGUGUUUUUCCACAUUCCAUCAAGUACAUUCCUGUAUCCCAAGCACAGCUGUAACCUCUUAGAGACUUCUGCCUUGUAAUCAUCAAUAAAAUGCCACCACUACGCGAAGACACAAAUCCUACCCAAGUUCAGAUCACAGAAGGUCUCAGCUGAAGUUUUUGGAAAAUGACUGUCAUUAUUUCUAAGUCUUUAAAUGUCCAGGCGUUGUACUGAAGGCUGGAAAAGUGUGCAAGUGUCUUUGUAAACAUUUGCUGCACAUCUGAUGCUGCCGAACCGUGACGGGUACCAGUUAUAUAAAUGCUGAAUCCGAGCAUCCAGCAAAAACAACCUUUGUGCUUAAAAGGAGAAGAUAAUACAAAAGCAGAAGUUUUCUGCCAAACAUAAAUCACCCUGAUAAUGUUUCCACUCAUAAAACUCAAAUCUCCUCAUCUGCACUACCAGAGGUUCAUUGUCCUCCAUUCUUCUGUCUGACCCUGUUUCUCACUUCCUGGGUGAGCUGGGAAGGCCUAGUGAACUACCAGCCACGUGACUCAUGAAGACAUUACUACUGUUCAGAAACGGUGCACUUCUACUCAGCGGAUAGGGGUGCUACCUGACGAGACAAAAGAGAAAAACAGCCCUUGGAUUGUUGUACGAGAUUUCUUAAAGCACAAUUUUCUGGAGCUAUGAAUGUAACAGGACAGAGGAAGCGAGCGGGACGAGAAGAAAAUGGAAGAAGUGAACGAAGAAGAAAACGUAACGAGAGUAAAGAGUUGUUUACAAUACUGAACUUGUCCAUGUUCUUGUCUGCCAAAAUAGUAUAAUAUACUAUGUAUAUAUGGAAUUUCCUGUUACCUUUUUUCUGCAGAGUGCAUCAUUUUAUUAUUGUAUACUUGGAAAUAUGAGAUUUAUUUUAUAAAAGAUAUAUGAACAUGUCA